ACGUUUAGAUCGUUUGAUCAACACCAUAACCAUGCAUUAAGUUGAGACUACUUGGAAUUUAAUUACAUUGCAAGGACAUUAAUUACGUGACAUCAAAAUAUAUUGUGUAUCUCACCACCUCUGGAUCGUUUACGUAUGGCCUUACAUAUUUAUAAAUAUAUUCAUGCAAAUUCUCGUUUCAACCAUUGCUAUAUAUUUCUGGAGAAACCAUGUCUUCUGUUGGUAAAUUCUCUCACAAGAAGAUUAAUUAUGGGCUUCUUUGCCGUGCAGCCAAGUCUCCAGUCUUCUCCCACUUCUCCUUCGCUUCAAUACUCUUCUUCAUUUAUGCAGCUAGUCUCAUCUCUAAUUUUUCUAUAUACUCAGCAGAGUUCAGAACUAAUGAAAUUCUUGGAGGAAAGUUAUUUCGCAGAAUAGAUCCACAACAGCAACAAAUUCCAUCAUCUGCUUCAUUGCAGAGAAAUAAUAUUAUUGAAGAAGAGAGUGACCCUCUGAUCCCUCCCCACAAGGCCACAAGUGAAGAAAGACUUAGAUGGUUUAGGAGAAAGUUGCCGGAGCUGGAAAUCCUCAACUCAACCCAUUUGAGCGGGAGAUUCCAUGGCCGAGUCUUGGAGUUGUUCAACAACAAUUGCUCAGCUCAGUUCUUCAUGGUAUGGCUUUCAGCUGCUCAAUCAUUUGGACCCAGAGAGUUCUUGGCUAUUGACAGCUUGUUCAGUGCCAGCCCUAAUGGCUGCUUGCUUCUUUUGUCAACAUCCAUGGACUCUCAUACCGGAUAUAAAAUCCUUAAACCGCUACACGACAGAGGCUUCAAGAUUCUUGCGGUCACACCAGACGUUCCAUUUCUGGUCAAGAACACACCAACUGAACCAUGGCUAAACGAGUUGAAAGCUGGUAACUUAGACCCUGGUUCGGUUCCCCUCUUUAACCAUCUCUCCGAUCUGCUUAGGCUUCUGGUUCUGUACAGAUACGGGGGAGUUUACCUCGACACAGAUUUCAUAUUUAUAAAAGAUCUUUCAGCGCUGAGAAACGCCAUUGGAGCACAAAGCAUGAAACUGUCAACCAAGAUAUGGACAAGACUGAAUGGUGCUGUUAUGAUAUUCGAUAUAUAUCAUCCGCUUCUGUUAGAUUUCUUGCAGGAAUUUGCCAAAACUUUCAACGGAAACAGGUGGGGACACAAUGGACCUUACUUGGUUUCUAGAGUUCUUGAAAGAUUAGGGAAUAAAGCUGAAUACAAUCUCACGAUCUACCCACCAAACACGUUUUAUCCAGUGGAUUGGGUUAAGAUCAUCAAGCUUUACAAGAAGCCUCAAACAGAAGACGAAAUCAAAUCAGCAGAGGACAUAUUAGCUAACAUAUCCAGUGAGAGCUACACCGUACACCUGUGGAAUAAACGGACUAGGGAAUUGAAAAUAAAAGAAGGCAGCGUCAUGGAAAGACUCAUAUCCAGUCACUGUGUUAUUUGCCAACACAUAACCGAUGCUUAAAGAAGAAUAGUUAAUCUGAAGUAGUGGUUUGAAUAUUUUCUUUUUGGUAAAUUCAGGGAUGCAUAAUUCAUGAAUUUUAUCUCAAUUUGUCAAAUAAAAUUUCAUACUGAGUCGUUUAUAUCAAUUGUUUGAUUUUCUAAUUCUUUGUAUGUAUUUCCAACCAUUAUAUAUUUUUUUUGUGUCACUUUUGUGUAACAUAAUCUUCUUAUCAUUAAAUAAGAAAAAACCAAUCAUCAAUUAUAGAAGAAGAUAAAUAAAAGAACAAGAAUCAUUACAUAAUCAAUAUGAUGCAAGUAUGUCAUAGAAUUAACAAGAAACUUAUCACUCUAUGCAAAACAACACGACACAACAUGAUACAAAUAAAAUGAUACAGCACAACAUUCAGUAUAAUAAGACAUAAAAUAUUAUCUUUUACUUGAGAAUAAUUUUUCGCUUAGUAAAUGAAAAUUUUUAGUUACCACUGAUUGGUUAAUGAAUAAGAAUAUCUUUUUUCUUUAAAUUUCAUGAGUUAGCAAAGCUCUAUAGUUUAUGAAUGUUGAGCUAUUUGAUAGUUUCUAAUCUAUAAUCAUAUACACAAGUUGCAUGAUCGACUAACAAAGUAAUGAAGAAAAUAGGUUAUUUUAAACGCACUCGGAGAUUAGAUUAAGUUGCAUGAUCCAAUAAAAAAGUAAUUAAAAAGUGAUAGCUGUUAUUAUCAUAGUAAUAAUACAAUAAUAAUAGUGAUAAUAUUCUUGUUAAGAGAUUGAGGUAGAAAAGAAUUAAAAAGACAUAUUAAACUUUUUGAACAUUAUCUAGAAGGGAAGUAUUGUUUACCUCUUAUCUGAACAAUGAAGGGGCUCUCCAACGAGUGAACCAAGGGUAAGUAUCCAUUAAAAAUUUAUCUACCAAAUAUUUGGGCACAGGAAAAUGAAAGACCCAAUCCAAGUCUUAAAGUACUUUACCAUCACACCAUUUUUAUCCUAAAUAGACGCAGAAAGGUAACUCUACUUAGAAUGUAUUGAAGGCAUAAUGGAAAAGACGAGGUUAUCUCACUUAUGACAUCGAAAUGUCCCUGUUAAUUCAUCAUUAUCUGAUUAAAAAUCCAAUUAAUGCUGGCAUAGUCAUGCAAUAAUGUCACUUGUGGACAUCGAAGAGGCCAUAAAACCUAGCAGCAUUCCGAAAUCAAAAGAACAAUUCAGUAUAAUGCGUUCUUAUUGAUGCACAAACACCAUAAAGCACCUAUGCAAAAUCUCAUGCCAAUUGCCCAUGAGGAUAACUAGAGCAAUAAAAAUAUAUAUAUCAUUGAGGGGUUUCUUUUACCAAAGCCAGCAAUCAACCGACCAAAGUGUGAGAAGGCCAAUACCAGGUUUAUCUUUAAGCAUUAUCAGUUCAUUGCUAGGGACCUAAGCACUCAGAUAGUUAUUCAAUAUCCAAAAGGUCCUUCACAUACUUAUAAAUGGGCAUCUGUCACCUUUCAGGUCUGAGUUCAAUCAAAAUCCUUACGUAACAUGCAUCAUCUAAAAAGAUCUUCUCUCUGUCUAACUCCAGUGAUAAGAAAUAUUUCAGAGGACCAGUAGCAACAUCAUACAGACAAAAUUAAAUCUUCUCCAUACCUUUAAUUAAAUCAAGAUAUAGGUUUUAUCAGCAGUCCUUCGGGCCAAGAAGAUAAUCAGUCAUGGCAACUCCAUCUAAUGCUCGAUUCCUUUAUCAAUAAUAGUAGAGAUCUAAGAAAGGGAAUAAAAUCCCAAAAUAGCUAUUUGGCUCUGAGUAAUGUUUCUAUAGUUACACCUGAGUUCCUGACAUGCCAUGUAAUUACAAUUCUCAAGUAUUUCACAGUGUUUAAGUAAUGCAAUCCAAGUGCAAAGUGGGAAUGAAGUAAUUAAAUAGAAGAGACUAAAAACUAUAUAUAUGAUAUUUCAUGUCUACCAUUUACAAAGAUCUACAGACUCUAGAUAGGGGAAAAAAUCCUAAAGUUACCACUCCAUUGAGAUGUAAGUUGCUACAGUUGCACCAGAUGCCCAGAAUCCCUGACUGGCCACGGAAUUCAAAGUUCUUAAGGAUUUCACAUGGUUAAGUAAUACCAUUAUCAAUAUAAUAAUUAGAUAAAUAGCCAAGAAGCCAAAGAGAUUAAUAAGGCCCAGAUAUUUGAAUGAAGAAUCAUAGGAACAAAACGGACCUGAAUCUCAUGUGAUCGGUAGAGUCGGAACUAGUCCUUGAUAUCAGAUAUAGGGAACUUACUCAAAAUCAUUAACACACACAUAGACAUUACUAUAAAAGUGUGCGAGAUCAAAAACAAAAAGAACUUUAAAUGGCUAAGAAAUGUGCCCAUGUCCAUAGAGUCACCGUGAGAAGGACUUGGAGAUGUAAAAUUUUGCUUUAGUAGAGGAAGGAGAAACCUAAAAUUACAAAAAUUCUCCCCUCCCCCACCUCCCAAAUCCCAAACAAUGAGAAACACCCUACGCAAGUACAAUUUUACCAGAACAAGAAACACACUUCAGUCCUUCACCCACCCCACCCAAAACGCCAGAAAUGAGCAGCAAACUAAGCACCAGGAUCACAUAUUAGGACAAUCUUAAAUCUUCCCAGCAAAAGCCUAAAAGCCAGGAAAUAUGGGAAAGGUAAUUUGGCAUUUUAAGAAAAUCCAAACAGACACUGAAAAAAAACACCCCCGCUGAUUGAGAAACACACUGACUACGCAAAGCAAUAGAAGUUUGAACAUACAUCUAAUUUAUUGAAAACGUGUACUACAAAACUAGCAAUUAAAGAGGGAACUGGAAAGCAUCAAACUAGACGAAUGUCAUAUCACUCUUCAUCUGCCAACAGAUAUUAUUACCAUUUUCGAAGAAAAAGCCUCUCUGAAUAGAAGCUUCACAAAUUCAAAGUUUUUGCCUGCCUCCUCCAGUUAAGGAAACAAUGUUUUAUAUAUAUUUUGAUCCUUUCUUUGAGUUCAAAUUGGAAAAGAUGAUCAACUUUAACAGUCUUAGCGGCUAAGAAAAUGCAUGAUUAAGAGUUAAAACUGCAAAAAGAUUAUUAAAUUUAAUACUUUAUUCUCAAAUAUCCUCCUAAAAUAGAUGCACAAAAAAAUCUCUCCCAGGGAAAAUUCCAAACCAAUUAUUCAAAAACAGAAAAUGUGCAGUCUCCUGAUUCGAUAAAACUUACAUUUGAAACACCGGACUUUAAAAAGGAUAAUCCACAAAACAGGCGCAAUAACA
Messenger RNA from Carica papaya (papaya), 4672 nucleotides. The record is from RefSeq and is a predicted model, not a curated record. Lineage: Eukaryota; Viridiplantae; Streptophyta; Magnoliopsida; Brassicales; Caricaceae.